This is a messenger RNA of Marchantia polymorpha subsp. ruderalis, 2663 nucleotides long. The record is from the annotation of a GenBank genome assembly. Lineage: Eukaryota; Viridiplantae; Streptophyta; Marchantiopsida; Marchantiales; Marchantiaceae.
AAUAAUUGCCCGAGACGUAUCUCCCGACGGAAUCUCGAGGGAAAAUACGGCUACGGUAUCGUAUUCGGCGUCGAGAUUCCAUCCAAAAAAAGACGCUCGACAAUGUGAACGACAGAGGACGAGCUCUUGGGACCGAAACUGGAAUGCAGCAGCGAGGCAUUCGGGUCCGCUCCGGCUCUGGCUCUGGCGCUGGCCAAUUCAAGAGGAGGAUCGGCUGAGGGCCGAAGUGUGAGAGAGGAGCCCGGGCGCAAAUCGGAGACACGGGACGGGAGAGAGCGAGGGAGGGGGAGAGGGUGAGAGGGUGAGAAAGGAGGUCGGAGCGUGCUUCCCUCGCAAAUUGGAUUGGGUUUGGUUUUGAAUCUCGUCGCGAUGGCCGAGCGUAAGGUGGAUCCUCUGGAUGCAAUCAGAGCCUUGAUGGCAAAUUACUCGCCAGUGAUCGAUGCGCUCGUCGUUCCGUCCGAGGAUUAUCAUCAGAGUGAGUACACAGCCGACGCCGACAAGCGGCGGCAAUUUGUUUCCGGGUUCACUGGAAGUGCAGGUGUAGCCGUGAUCACGAGUACAGAGGCUUUGCUGUGGACUGAUGGACGGUACUUUUUGCAAGCGACUCAAGAACUCAGCGACAGAUGGAAACUCAUGAGGAUAGGAGAAGACCCUUCCUUGGAACAAUGGUUGGCUGAUAAUUUGGACAAGAAUGCACAUGUGGGUGUGGAUCCUUGGUGCAUAUCCGUUGAUACUGCAAACAGAUGGGAACAAGCUAUUUCCAAGCAAUCUCAGAAAGUUGUACCACUCAAACACAAUCUUGUUGAUGCUGUUUGGGAAAGUCGUCCAUCCGCGACGAUUGUUCCUGUAACUGUCCAUCCUUUGGAGUACACAGGUCGGUCUGCAACAGAGAAAAUUGCAGAGUUGCGGGCAAAUCUGCUAAAAGAGAAUGCAUCUGCAAUGAUUGUUUCCACUCUAGACGAGGUUGCAUGGCUGUAUAAUAUAAGGGGUGGGGAUGUUCUGUACAACCCAGUCGUGCAUGCAUUUGCUAUUGUUACUCACAAAUAUGCCUCGAUCUAUGUGGACAAGAGAAAAGUAGAUUCUAAGGUCGAGGCUUAUUUGGCGGAGAAUGGCAUCGAUGUAUACGAUUAUGACUUGAAAGCCAUACUGCAAGAUGUUGAAGGACUUGCAACGUUAGAUGCUCCAAAGGAUGAUAUUGUAUCAGAUAGAGUUGAAAAUGGAAUUGGUUCUGAUGGACCGUUGCCGAAUUCGGGUCAUGAGAAUGGGUUCAGUUCUGUACAGGAGGAUAACAACAGCCCCAUCAAAAUUAGUACUCCACUUGUCUGGAUGGACCCAGCAACCUGCAGCUUUGUGUUGUAUGCCAAACUUCCUGCGGACAAAGUGUUCUUACAACAAUCACCUCUGGCGCUUGCCAAAGCACUUAAGCAUCCAGUGGAGCUUGAGGGCCUCAGACGAUGUCACAUUCGAGAUGGAGCUGCUGUUGUGGAGCAUACGGCCUGGCUUGAUGCACAGAUGCAGGAAUUGUAUGGAGCUGCAGGUUUUUUCACAGAAGCCAAGGAUACUCUUAAACGCAAGCGCACGGAAGCAGAGAAGAUGACAGAAGUAUCUGUUAGUGACAAGUUGGAACACUUCCGCUCACAGCAAGAGUUUUUCAGAGGUUUGAGCUUCUCAACAAUAAGUGGUGUCGGCUCCAACGGAGCUAUUAUCCACUACCAUCCAGAGCUUAAGACCUGUGCAGAAAUGCAAGCUGAUAGCAUGUACCUCUGUGAUUCUGGAGGGCAGUAUUCAGACGGAACCACUGACAUCACACGAACAAUGCAUUUUGGUAAACCGACAGCACAUGAGAAGGUCUGCUAUACACAGGUUUUGAAGGGCCAUAUCGCUCUGGACAUUGCUAUUUUCCCCAAUGGCACAACUGGGCACGCCCUUGACAUCCUAGCAAGAGUGCCUUUGUGGACAGAAGGAUUGGAUUAUCGACAUGGCACCGGACAUGGUGUCGGUAGCUUCUUGAAUGUGCAUGAAGGUCCUCAUUUGAUCAGCUUUAGGCCUCAGGCUCGCAAUGUUGCUCUUCAAGCAACCAUGACCGUUACCAAUGAGCCGGGUUAUUACGAAGACGGUAAUUUUGGGGUGAGGAUAGAGAACGUGAUGAUUGUGAAGGAGGCAGAAACGAAAUUCAACUUCGGCGACAAGGGUUAUCUCGCUUUUGAACAUGUCACCUGGGUUCCAUAUCAAACAAAGCUCAUGGAUCUUUCUCUUCUCUCGGAGGCCGAAAAAAACUGGAUUGAUCUGUAUCACAAAGAAUGUCGGGAGAAAUUGACACCUCUCCUCUCUGGCUAUAGUCUGGAUUGGAUGAUGAAAGCUACUGAGCCGCUUCCUCGGUAAAUCCAGCUAUAUUUGCCAGCUCAGUUUCUUCACAUGUCUCAUUGAUGGCACUAUCUAGGGUGCAAUCACCCGUUGUAGAUAAGUGAGCAUGCUGGAAGCUUUAUGCUUGUACAUAUCCAGCUUGAAGUGAUCACUGUCAUCAGAUAUUUAGGAGAAGUCAGGGAACUUAUGAGCUGCCAAAAGUUGGCCUCUUUGUCCAGAGAAGAAGAGUUCAACGUCGCAGAUCAAUAGAGACGGGACGACAGGUUUUCAAUGACAAGCUGAAUGUGAAUGAAAUUUCA